Molecule: messenger RNA, 237 nt
Organism: Dibothriocephalus latus
Lineage: Eukaryota; Metazoa; Platyhelminthes; Cestoda; Diphyllobothriidea; Diphyllobothriidae
Source: the annotation of a GenBank genome assembly
UCUACAGAAGCAGCUAACAAGCAGGAAGUGGUACCUCCUGUUCAGCCGCCGCUUGUUACCGAAACCGCGACCUCUGUCUCCUGUCUCUCACCGGAGCAGCCAGCCGACCUCGCCGUUACUCCCUCUGUUGUAUCAACACAGCCUCUACCCGAAAUUGAUGCUACGCAACCGAACCCUGUAGCACAGCAGCCCUCGCAGUCGACCCUCCAAAAGGUGAGUUUUAUGUUGGUCUUUUAA